AUGUCUUUGAACGGGCUCGAUACUGCCCCCGUCGUUGAAGCCUAUCAGAGUGCCUUGGCAGACGCGGGUGGAUGGUUUCUACUGCACUAUGUUGCACGAGAUGAGGUGGCCCUCCACGAACGAGGCACCGGCGGAGUGCCUGACAUCCGGAAUGCCAUUGACGGCUAUGAAGAAUGUUCGCCGCUGUACGGCUUUCUCCAGUACCGGCGCAGGAAAGUGAUCAUCCGUUACAUGCCGGAGGGGUUAUCUCGACUCAUACUAGCCCGAAGCAAUGUUCAAUUCCAGUCCGUUACCGACAAGUUUACCCCGAACGACACGGUUCUCGCGUUAUCCAAAGCCUCCGAUCUCACCGAAAGCGCCUUGUCUUCCGCGUGUCUCCUUCAUACCGCAUCCACCUCGAUCACCUCCUCUUCGAGCUCUCUGCGUCGCCGCCGUUUGAUGGAAAUUACGGAAGAUGCCGAGGAAAACGGCACAAAGGAUGAAGCAUUGACUCCGACUUCCCCUCCCCAGGCGGACGCCCGAUCAAGCUCCAGGAGCGUCACAUCGGAAGCUACCGUUGUACCGUCUCCCAUCGAGCCCUCCGUUGAACCCCCGACAUCACCAGAAAGUGAAAAGGCAUCAGCCGACAUCAUGCCACCCUCAUCGUGGGCGAGCACCAUGGCCACAGCCUCUCGAGAGAGCCCUAUCGAACCACAAUCGGCAUCGAUGUCUCCCAAGUCUGUAGCCUCGGAUCACUCGAGUUCCAAGUACCGCAAUAUCUUGGAUGAAUUUCCCCGUCCUUCAGAGGAAACCCGUAUGUCCACCCAAUCCUCCCGUCCCUCGCUCCGGGAAUUGGAACGCGCCGCAGGAAUCACUCCCAAGGUCAAGCUGGGACCCCGGCCAUCCGUGGACAGCAGUGGAAGACCCCGCACAGCAGGCGGUUCCCGAAAUCCUGAUCAGCGGCCCGUUGCGUCUCUGCCGACAAAUAUCCGGUCUUCUUCGCGAUCUUCUUCCCUGCGAAAAGAACCUGUCGACGCGCCCCGCCCGCGAUCUCAGGGGAGCACUUUCGCAACUAAGCCCACUAGUCGUGUUCCGCCAGUCCCACCCUUGUUGGUCCCACCCCCGUCUAUGCCUAUUUCAAGGCCUCAACUUUCCCCUGGCGCCAAAUCUCUUGGCGCAUUGUCAAGCUCAUCGGGAUUGACCCCUGAGAAAGAACGUUUGAUGAAAGCUUUGCAACAACGGAAAAAGAAUAUGGCCAAGCGUGCGGAGGGAACAAAAAAGAAGGCCCCCGAAGGAGAGUCGAAACCUGAGAAAAAAAUUGUUGAUUACGAUGACAAUAAGGAGAACCUCAUUCAGAUUCACUUUCCUGAUGAGCCUGAGCUGGAGUCUGUUGAGACAGAUCAACUGGACACGCAUGAGUUCCCCUCGGGGGAUUUACCCGUGCUUCCGGAGUCCGCCCCUGAAUCCAUUCUCGAGUUCGCUCCUGAGAUUGUUGAACCAUCUCAGUCGAUUGCUGAGCCUUCGGUGAUAUCCGAACUCGAGCAGUCUUCUGAGCCUAUUGAAGCUCAACCAGAACAGGUCGCUGACGUCCCUGUUCCCACCCUUGGGGAUAGACCAUCCUCGCCCUCGGGUCCAGCUUGCGAUAGUAUUGUGUCAACGGAGAGUGCUGCCACACCUUUGGAAAUUGUUAAGACGGAAACAGCGCAGAUAACCCCUGAAGAUGAAACACGCUCUGAGCCUGAGGACUCCGCAAUCCCUGGCCUAGCCCCACCUACAUUUAGUGCCAACGUCCCACUCCCAAAUGAGCCUUCGGACGCCCCGCCUGUUUCAGAGGAUGUUCCAGAAACAAAUUUGGAAAUUCCGCCCAUUUUACAUCUGCCAACUGAGGAACCUUCCGAUCAGCCUAUCUCAACAGAGGUUCCUGACUCGAUUCCCCUCCCUACAACCCCCUCUAUCACCCCUCCUGAAAGCACUGGUCCCGAAACCUCUGCCCCCGGUUCUGUCUCGGUCUCUCCUAGUCCGGAGUCUACCCCUGAUCACCCAAUUACCGAAAAGGCCGAACCGUCUUCCCUAGAUCAGAGGCGCAGGGUCCACCUAGAGCCUAUUCAAGUGCCCACUCCUGAGUUAUCAGACGACGAAAAUCUCCUUUCCGACGAUUCAUUCAUGGAGGAAUUAACCUCCGCUACUGUCCAGGAGGCCAGACCGGUAUCCGUAAAAUCCCCCAACGCUGGCGAUCAUUCCUGGAGAAACUCCCGUGCCGUCUCGAGUCCAUAUUCUUCGGGCUCAUCCUCGGCCAUGCACACUCUCACAGUGGGCCGAUCAAUCUCUAGCUCCUAUUCUGAAAAUGGUCCUUCCACGCCGGUACUCGUGGCCAAGAAGAUCAAUGUUUCCUCGGGCAUUUCUAGUCGUAUCAAGGCUCUUGAGAAGUUCUCAAGCCGCGAAGGCACGCCCUUGGGCGCGAGUCCAAUUGUGAAUGGACCAUCAGCCUCAUCAUCUUUCGAAAGCCUUCGCAAACGCGCGUCUAUUUCGAUGCCCAGUGGGCACCAGGAGCCCAUUGUCCUGAGUACCAUGCAUUCUGCUCAUGCCCCUGACAGUUUCAUUCGUGCACCAAGCGUGAACCGACAUGACCGUCGGGUGUCUGUGGAUACCACGCGCCUCGCUAAUUCUGUUCCCGUAACGGCCCGUAUCGUGCGUGGUACCGAUGCCUCCCCUGCAUCCUCUGCCAUUGAACCCUCGGAAUCCGAUGUUCUCAAUCUCCAGGCCAGUCCUUUGACUGUGGAGCGUGCCACAACCGAACGAGCUCGACCCCAUACCUCGACCCAUGAGACUGCCAGUCGUUUGCAGGACCGAAGCUUGUCUACAUCAUCUAAUGGAUCUAGUCGUCCAGCGACAUCCCGCCCUGGAAGCCGUCCCUCUCCCCCCUCGCGCUCUAGGACUGACGAGACCAUUCAAUCUACUUCAUCAUCCGAAGAAAAGAAAGUAUCUCGCACCUCACGCCUCAUGCGUCGCAUGUCUUCAAUCACAUCCACGUCUCGCCGCAGCAUCAUUGGGGCCCUCAGCCCGCCAGUCAAGGAAGAUGUUUCAACUCCCGCUUUCACAGAUCGAUCUAGUGAGGCUCCAGGACCUUCCAGUACCCGUACUUCGGAGCCCAUUGACAUUGGUGAAGUGAACGUCCAGUUCCCAGAGACUCUUCUCUGGAAGCGCCGAGUCAUGCGCAUCGAUGAAGAUGGAUACGUUGUUCUCGCGCCUGCUACCAAUGAUGCCACAGCCCGCAACAUGACUAAACGCUACCAUCUCACCGAGUUCCGGACCCCUUGUCUCCCCGAUGAAGACAUGCAGGAACUGCCCAACAGCAUCCUCCUCGAAUUUUCAGAUGGUAAUACUCUUCAGUGUGCCUGCGAAUCGCGCCAAGGACAAGCCUCUGCCCUUCAGACUCUCAUCGAAGCACACAACGCCCACCGGCAAUAA
Molecule: messenger RNA, 3447 nt
Organism: Penicillium paradoxum
Lineage: Eukaryota; Fungi; Ascomycota; Eurotiomycetes; Eurotiales; Aspergillaceae
Exons: 4
Coding region: 1-3447 (1148 amino acids)
Source: RefSeq, a predicted model, not a curated record